AUGCACCGUGUGCUGCCACUGCCGAUGCAUGGCCGGCGGCCACAGCUCCAGCCCGAGGAGCCUCAAGUGUUCGACGACGACAAGCAGGUAGGGCCGCCCUCCGGCGACCAACGACAGGCCACGGCGUCAUCCAGAUCCGGUGGGACGUUAGCUGUCAAGAGUGGGCUCGUACAUACGUCGCGCGACAAUUUCGCCGUCCUCGUGCACGUCCAGGCUCGCGGGAUGACGGAUGGCGAAGCGGCGUCCGGCGACGCGCCUCUCGACCUCGUGACAGUGCUGGACGUCAGCGGCAGCAUGACCGGGGCAAAGCUCGCGCUCCUGAAGCAGGCCGUGGGGUUCGUCAUCGACAACCUCAGGCCCCAGGACCGCCUCAGCGUUGUGUCCAUCUCCUCCGGGGGGCGCCGUGUCACCAGGCUCUUGCGGAUGUCGGGCACCGGGAAGGCUACGACCAAGAGGGGCUCCAACAUCGCUGAAGGGCUCCGCACGGCGGCCAAGGCGAUCAUCCAGGACGCGUUCGCGCAGUGCAUCGGCGGCCUGCUCACCGUCGUGGUGCAGGACGCGCGCGUCGCCAUCGCUUGCGGGCAUCCCGGAAUUCGCGUCUGCUCGAUCAAGUCCGGGCGUUACUGA
Messenger RNA from Miscanthus lutarioriparius, 627 nucleotides. The record is from the annotation of a GenBank genome assembly. Lineage: Eukaryota; Viridiplantae; Streptophyta; Magnoliopsida; Poales; Poaceae.